Molecule: messenger RNA, 2691 nt
Organism: Trifolium pratense (red clover)
Lineage: Eukaryota; Viridiplantae; Streptophyta; Magnoliopsida; Fabales; Fabaceae
Product: ubiquitin carboxyl-terminal hydrolase MINDY-3-like
Exons: 7
Coding region: 347-2164 (605 amino acids)
Biological process (GO): protein K48-linked deubiquitination
Molecular function (GO): cysteine-type deubiquitinase activity; K48-linked deubiquitinase activity
Source: RefSeq, a predicted model, not a curated record
GAAAUCAAAACAUGUAAGCUCUAAAUUCUCGAAAAUACCCUCAUAACCUUACUUAACAAAUUCACUUUCACGCCACUUCACAGUUCCUUUCAAUUCAAGGUUAAAACAGUAAAUUCACCACCGAAAUUUCUCACACUUGACACUACACAUUUCCGUUACAUUCUCUCCCGCCACCGGUUACCGGCACAACCGAUAAUCGCCACCUUCCAUUUCUUUCUUCUCCUUAACAUUAAUCACUUUCCAUAAUUGCCCCUCCCCGGGGGCUAUAAAUUCAAUUUCGAUUUUCAACAAUCUCCGAAAACCAAAACCCUCCGAUUUCAACCGCUAGGGUUUCUCUUCUGUUAAAAUGACCGAUCUUGAUGACGAAGAAUUGCAAAUGGCGAUUCAGAUGAGUAUGCAGUGUAUGCAGAUAUCACCAUCGGAGCCAAAGAGAAGUAAUCCGGUUGAAACUGCCGCCGGUGAAGUAGUUUCGGAGUUACCGGAAGCAAAUAAUCGGCGGUUUCAGAGGGAGAAAAUGGCUGCUGCUGCUGAGAAGAGGUUGAUGGCGGGAAGUGAAAGCGGCAGCAAUGUUGUGAAGAGAGAGAAUCAAGAAGUUGAGGAAUUGGAAGAUGGAAGCAUUGUGAGUAAAGAUUUAUCAAUUGAAGAAGUGAAUGAGUUGUUUGUUAUGGUUUUUGGUUAUGAAGUUUCUAAGGGGAUUCUUGAACAAUGGUGCAAUCAAGGAAUAAGGUUUAGCUCUGAUCCAGAAACAUCCAUUGGCCUAGUGCAGCAUGAAAGUGGACCAUGUGGAGUUUUGGCAACUAUACAAGCAUUGGUGCUCAAAUACAUUCUUUUCUUCCUUGAUGAGUUGAAAGACUCAGUAAGUAUGCCACAUAACUGGGAUCCAAGCACUAAGUUUAAAAGUCAAACAGUUCCAUCAUCAAAUAAUUUUUCUUCACUCACUGAAGAUGUAAAAAUAAGUGCCCUUGUAAGAAGUAUGAGUGAAAUAUUAUUUUUGUGUGGAAGUAAUGAAAGGGCUGUGAUUGCAACUUUGAGCAUUCUAGGCAAUAACAGUCAGCAUUCUGAAGAAAUUUCAAAGAAUGAGGGUAUUACAGAAGCUCUUGAAGGUCUUUCUAUUGAAUCGGCAUUGGAUCUGCAAAAAGUUCUUAGAGUUGAAACAUACACAUCGCGAGCAAGUUUAUUAAAGAGGAUCGAAGCUACGAUGCCCUUAUUCCAAAGUCGUAUGGGGGCAUUGCUUUUCUUGACUUCUGCUUUACUUUCCCGGGGACUGGACUUGAUUCAAACAGAUAGGGACGAUCCCAGCCUACCUUUGGUAACUGCUCCCUUUGGGCAUGCAUCCCAGGAAAUUGUAAACUUACUGCUCUGUGGGCAGGCUGUGUCUAAUGUGUUUGAUGGGAGAAUGGAUUUAGGUGGAGGAAUGUUUUUGAAAGGUGUAUCUAAUAAUGUGGAAGUUGGGUUUCUCACACUGCUAGAAUCCCUAAAUUACUGCAAGGUUGGUCAGUAUUUUAAAUGUCCAAAGUGGCCGAUAUGGGUUGUUGGCAGUGAAUCCCAUUACACAGUAUUGUUUUCUCUUGACACCAACGUUCAAAACGAAAAUGAACUGGAAGAAAGGGAAUCACAGAUUCGCAAAGCUUUUGAUGCUCAAGAUCAGAGCGGCGGUGGUGGUUUCAUUACUGUAGAAGGGUUCCAUCAAGUUCUAAGAGAAACAAAUAUCAAACUUCCACGAGAGAAGCUUGAGCACCUUAGCAGUACAGACUAUAUUGUAUGGAGUGAGUUCUGGCAAGUCAUUUUGGAUCUAGACAAGAGUUUGGGAGGUUUGAAAGAUUCAUCAGGACUGAUGGGUAAGAAAGUCUUCGAUCUUUAUCACUUCAAUGGAAUCGCGAAAUCAGAUUUGAAUGGCAGUCAGGUAAAUUCCGGGGUUGACAGUCCACUACAAAGACCGAGGCUCACUAAAUUGAGAGUUUCAGUUCCUCCAAAGUGGACUUCAGAGGAAUUUAUGGCAGAUGUAACAAUUUUCUCCGCUUUUAGUGGAACUGAAUCUUCUGGGAAGGACCCUGAAGUAUCAAAGCCUGAGCCUUCCCAGCAUGCACCUUUGGUAGACUGCAUAAGGACUCGAUGGCCCCGCGCUAUCUGCAGCUGGUCAGGGGAUCCUCCUAGUAUAGUCUGAGCAAUAGCAUAUGUAUGGAUUUGAUUUUCAUUGUGCAAUACCGCCUCACAAUACAAAUCUGACCGUGAUAUCAAGAAGCUUCAUUUUGUUGCUUCUAAGUGUCCGCACGGUAACACCGUGAUUUCUUAAAAUUCCAUACACAUACUUACAUGGAGUCAUUUGUUGUUUUUGUGUGUCUAACAUGGAGAAACAAUUGGUUUAGCAAUGCAAAAGAAAAGAGGUAAAUUUUGUGUUAUGCUCUGAUGUUGUAUUUUAUGGCACAUAUUUGAUGCCAAAUCAUCAAAGUUUUCUUCAAUGUGCAUACCUGUUUUAUAAUGUGGAGUAAUUUGUCUUUCAACAUUUUCUUCAGUUUUGUAAUAUCGUUCAAAAGGUUACUAGGAAGAGCGUUUUCAUAUACAUGUUAAGCCGGCUUGUAUGUUUCAUCCAGAUGUGUGUUAUUUAUUGUUCUGGGAUUCUAAAUAGCAAAAAUUGAAUAGUUAUUUAUAUUUAUAAUAAUAUCAUCGCGCCAUCUACUGUUGAGCAAUAGC